Messenger RNA from Vanessa atalanta (red admiral), 3360 nucleotides. RefSeq lists its product as uncharacterized. Lineage: Eukaryota; Metazoa; Arthropoda; Insecta; Lepidoptera; Nymphalidae. The transcript has 20 exons. The coding region runs from base 1 to 3339 and encodes 1112 amino acids. The record is from RefSeq and is a predicted model, not a curated record.
AUGGAGGGGUUUAUUAUGGGACGACCGGGACGUCGAGAUAAAUAUAAUGUCAGGUCCGAACGGCAAUUCGUCAUGAACAAAAAGUCUCACAAAAAAAAGCAGAAACGUCGGAAUCGCAACGAUGGAAGAAACAAAGAAAACAUUAUCGAAGCAGAUGUUGCGACGAAUCAAAACGGAGAUGCCAAAGAACCUCAAAUUGAACGAGACAAGCCUAAGCAGGACUUGUGUUAUGAGAUCAAGCAUUCAGAUGUUAUGGGAAGAUACCUGGUCGCUACUCGCGAUAUCAAAGCUGGCGAGGUGAUAAUAGAAGCGCCAGCGGUCGUCGUAGGGCCGUGUUCCGGCUGCGGGCUCAUUUGCCUCGGCUGCUACAGGGAAUUAGAAGAAACUAGCUUAACGAAAUGCGUCGGUUGCAAGUGGCCACUCUGCAGCAGCUCGUGUCAAGGACUUGGGAAGUACACCGGCCAUUCGACGUACGAAUGUGAAACUUUAAAAUCGGUCACUCCAGACUACAGCAACAUUGAAGACUUAAAGGAUUCGUAUCAAGCUCUUGCACCAUUAAGAUGUUUACUUUUAAAAAAGGAAGAUCCCGAUAAAUGGGCUGCUCUUUCAGCGAUGGAGGCUCACAACGACAUUCGUCGCGCAAGGGGCGACAUCUGGCCAAUGAACGACAGGAACGUUGUGCAGCGACUCAAGAAAUGGGGUUUGGAAUACGACGAAGAGGAGAUACAUACCGUUUGUGGUAUAUUAGAGGUAAACGCGUUCGAAGUGGGCGUCAGUGGCGCCAACGCCCGCGCGCUCUACGACGAGGCCUACCUGCUCGCGCACGACUGCACGCCCUCCACCACGCACACCGACGCCGAGGACCGGCCCGCCAGACCGCUCACCGUGCGAGCCUCCAUACCGCACAGGGCCGGGGAUAUCAUAUCACUGUGCUACGCCUAUACGCUGCAGGGCACGCUGAAGCGGCGCGAGCACCUGCGCCUGAGCAAGUUCUUCGAGUGCUCGUGCCUGCGCUGCGCGGACCCCACGGAGCUGGGCACGGCGGCGAGCGCGUUCCGCUGCCCGCGCUGCGGCGCGCGCGUGCUGCCCGCCGACCCGCAGCGCGCGCCCGCGCCCUGGCGCUGCGCCCACUGCCCCUACGAGAUGGCGGCGGCCGCCGUGCUGCUGCUGCUGCAGCGAUUAACGGACGAAUAUGAGCAGAUCGAUGCCAACGACGUAGCAGGCUUCGAGAGCUUCCUUACGAAGUAUCGCAACGUGCUACACGACAGUCACUAUCUCUUCCUCUCGGCGAAACACUCGCUGAGUCAGCUCUACGGAAAGGUGUCGGACUUCAUGAUUCACGAGAUGUCCGAGGAACAACUGAACCGGAAGGUCGAAAUAUGCAGGGACUUGAUGAAGGUCUUCGACGUCAUUGAGCCGGGUUACUCGAGAUUACGAGGAAUUACUUUGUAUGAACUCCACGCUCCACUUAUGGUACUGACCACGAGAGAUUUUGAAAGGAAAGCCAUCACAAAAGAAAACUUACGAAAUCGAUUAAAAGAGAUCGUGAGCUAUCUGUCGGAGUCUGCUCUGAUCUUGGGCUUCGAGCCGCGCCACUCGCCUGAGGGGCUGAUGGCGGGCGCGGCCAGACAUGCGCUCAGCAAGAUCAAGACCUGGGAACACAUCAUCGGGAAGAUAUCAAUGUCUCUUUUAGGAAUCAUGACAGCUCAAGAACCGUGUAUAGUGUGCUCAAUUCCUACAGAGCAUAAAUGCUCAAGCUGCCAAGUGGUUCACUAUUGUUCAAGGGACCACCAGAAGCAACACUGGAAACAGCACAAAUAUGAGUGCAUUCCUGCCAGAAUAAAGCAAGAUGCAAAAUAUGGAAGGUACCUCGAAGCAACAAGGAGUAUUAAAGCUGGAGAUGUCAUAAUGAAAGAAUCGCCCCUCAUAACCGGCCCAUCACAGGUAACUCCACCAGUUUGUUUGGGAUGUUAUCAAUUGUUGGAAGAAGGUUCAAUUGUAACUUGCCAGAAGUGUGGCUGGCCUUUUUGUUCGGAAACUUGUACUAGAAACGCAGUACAUAUACCUGAAUGUCACUAUACCCAGAAAAGAGGAGAAAAGGUUUCCAUAUCUACAUAUGGAAUCCCACACCCAAAUUACCAAUGCAUCACCGUCUUGCGGUGCUUGUACCAACGCGAUCAUGACCAGAAGCUAUGGGCUAAGCUUCAGGCACUUGAGUCUCACAACGAAGACCGCAAGGGCACGGAAAAAUGGGAAAACGACAGAAAGUUGGUAGCCGAGUUCAUUUGGAAGUUCUUUAAAUUAGAUGGAGUCUUUAACGAGGAUGAAAUCAUGCAGUGCUGUGGAAUAGUGCAGAUCAACGGUCACGAGGUACCUCUCCUGGAGCCAGAGUAUGUGGCGGUGUUUGAUAAAAUAUCGAUGGUAGAACACAAUUGUCGUGCCAACUGCAAUAAGAGUUUUACAUCGGACGGGAACAUUAUCCUCUCUGCAGGCGUCAGUAUAACACCAGGCUCGCACAUAUCUGUGUGCUACACAGACCCGCUUUGGGGCACCGAAGCUCGUCGCCACCAUCUAUCUGAUUCUAAGUUCUUUGAGUGUUCUUGUGAGAGGUGCUCUGACGUCACGGAAUUUGGAACCAUGUUUAGCGCUGUUAAGUGUAAAAAGAAGGGAUGUAAGGGUUACUUACUACCGGAUACUUUUGUUCUUCCAAUUCUCCAUAAGACGAAAUCUCCCGAUCCAAAUACCCGAGGCUUGGAUAAUAAGUUUUGGAAAUGCAACGCUUGCAAAGAUGAAGUGUCGGACGCAAUCAUUCAGCAAUUGUUGCAGGACAUCGGUAGAGAGUUGAGCGCUAUGCCCAAAGGUGAUCCGGAUGCUUGUGAAAGAUUCAUCAGCCAUUGCUGUAACUAUUUGCACCCUACACAUUACUACAUGACGGACAUAAGCCUUGCGCUGGCGCAGAUGAUCGGUCAGCAGGACCAACUGGGCUUGGCGGGUAUCACUGAUGACCGGUUGCUGUUAAAGACACAGUUGUCCCGGAAAAUUACGGAUUUGUUAGAAAUCUUAGCACCAGCUGAAACACGCCUGCGCGGGUCGUUGCUGUUUGAAUUGCACGCUGCCAUCGCAGAGACGGGUCGCAGGAAAUCUCUAACCGAAGGACCGAUGGUCAUGUUAGGAUAUAUAACGGAAUCACGAAAGAUACUUCAGGAGUCAGCAGAACUUUUGGCCCACGAGCCGCCGGAGCUGCCAGAAGGUCGCCUCGGUCGCCAGGCGAAAAUCAAUCUGUUGCAAAUGGAUGAGCUCAUCAAGAAUCUUUCAGCAGCCCUCCCUUCGCCAUUGUAGUGAAAUAAACUACUUCGUUUA